Molecule: messenger RNA, 387 nt
Organism: Candida tropicalis MYA-3404
Lineage: Eukaryota; Fungi; Ascomycota; Pichiomycetes; Serinales; Debaryomycetaceae
Gene: RPS5
Product: 40S ribosomal protein uS7
Exons: 1
Coding region: 1-387 (128 amino acids)
Biological process (GO): translation; ribosomal small subunit assembly
Cellular component (GO): ribosome; cytosolic small ribosomal subunit
Molecular function (GO): mRNA binding; structural constituent of ribosome; rRNA binding
Source: RefSeq, a predicted model, not a curated record
AUGAUGAACGGUAGAAACAACGGUAAAAAAUUGAAGGCUGUCAGAAUCGUUAAACACGCUUUGGAAAUCAUUUACGUUUUAACUGAACAAAACCCAAUCCAAGUUGUUGUUGAUGCUAUUGUCAACUCUGGUGCUAGAGAAGAUUCCACCAGAAUUGGUUCUUCUGGUACUGUUAGAAGACAAGCUGUUGAUGUUUCUCCAUUAAGAAGAGUUAACCAAGCUAUUGCUUUGUUGACCAUUGGUGCCAGAGAAGCUUCUUUCAGAAACAUUAAAACUAUUGCUGAAUGUUUGGCUGAAGAAUUGAUCAACGCUGCUAAAGGUUCUUCUACUUCUUAUGCUAUUAAGAAGAAGGAUGAAUUGGAAAGAGUUGCCAAAUCUAACCGUUAA